Ornithodoros turicata is the source of this 6605-nucleotide messenger RNA. It is a transcript of the gene Sec71, whose product is annotated as brefeldin A-inhibited guanine nucleotide-exchange protein 1-like. Bases 681 to 5759 code for a protein of 1692 amino acids. The record is from RefSeq and is a predicted model, not a curated record. Lineage: Eukaryota; Metazoa; Arthropoda; Arachnida; Ixodida; Argasidae. The transcript has 25 exons. Gene Ontology annotation, molecular function: guanyl-nucleotide exchange factor activity. Gene Ontology annotation, biological process: regulation of ARF protein signal transduction.
CAGUUCCAAAGAGCUACGUAUAUGCCCACAUGAGAAUUCAGUGCAACAAAUAUAUUAAGCUUCAUGAUAUUGUUCUGAACUUGAGAAAAACUGUACAAGGCAACUCAAAAUUCAGAUUCCUACUCUACAUCAGGUGUGCAGCAUCUUCUAUGUUCUGGUUUGAGCUCAAUGGACUUAUUUUGUGCAAACAGAAACAUGCGAUCUAUAAUGUGAUUUUUGUGAUGUGGGUUUGUUGACCUGCUGAUUAGAUUCAUGGUGUUGAAACAAGGAAAUUGUUUUUAACCCUUUUCCUGGAUAAAGGCAAGGAUGUGAGGAAAGAAGGAAGGAAAGGAGGUGAAUUGGAGCAACGCAUCAAAAUGACAAUAGAUUGUCUGCGUUUUCAGAGUUGUUUUUGAAACUGAUGAACUGAAAUGACGGGACAAAAUAAUUGAUAGCAAUUUUAUUUAGUCCCAAUUAUUUACGUUUCUGUCAUUCAGAUCGCGACGCAGACGAUACGAUUACGAUUGUGCGGUGGCGCCAUUUGGCGGCGAUCAGCUGAACCGCCUUUUACGUCACCACACAUGCGAAGAUGGCGACGAGAUGUUUAGGUAGUGAUUGCGAAUGAGAUACAUUGAGAUUAUCGUUCCAACACGGUGCCGCGUUGUCAAUUUAAGUAAGAUGUCAGUAAGGUAACAAAAAGGAUGCGAACAGGUUCAAACACGGGCGAAAUGUUCAUCACUCGUGCUCUGGAAAAGAUCUUAAACGAUCGCGAAAUCAAGCGAUCUCAUCACUCUCAACUUCGGAAGGCCUGUGAAGUGGCUUUAGAGGAAAUAAAAAAUGAGACCAAGGACAUGGUACAAAGUCAGGAGACUUCUUCUGCACUUCCACUGCCCAAGGGCCAGGCCGGUCUCGAAGCUGAACGAUACUUGCUUCCGUUUGAGCUGGCCUGCCAGUCCAAGUCGCCCCGUAUUGUGGUCACAGCUCUGGAUUGCAUCCAGAAGUUGAUCGCGUAUGGCCACCUUACGGGACUGCUGCCCGAUCCAACCGACCCCAGCAAGCUGCUCAUCGAUCGCAUCGUAGAGACUAUAUGUGGCUGCUUUCAGGGUCCCACCACAGACGAUGGUGUACAACUACAAAUCAUCAAGGCCUUGCUUACGGUUGUGACAAGUCAGUCAUGCGAGGUGCACGAGGGUAGUGUACUGCAGGCAGUGCGUACUUGCUACAACAUCUACCUGGCGUCGCGCAACCUCAUCAACCAGACGACGGCCAUAGCCACCCUCACGCAGAUGCUCAGCGUCAUCUUUGCUCGUAUGGAAGCCUGCCAAGACACAACGGAAGAAACGAAGACUCAAAACAGCAGUCAACAUUCCAGCACCCCAGAAAUAAACGGGAGCACUGAAACCACCGAAUCCAAAGAGUCGGAAGGCACCAAGGAACCUAAAGAAGACUACAGCGAAGACACCGCGCAAGAGGUGGCCGCCACAGUGCUAAACGAAAUCCUCAACCGGGUGGUCGGAGGCGGAGACGCGAACGAAGACAGCACGAGCCCCGCCGAGCCGUUGAACCGUGUCCCAUCCCAGGAAAGCGUUGCCUGCGAACCCGAGUGCGUGCAAGCCCACUUUGCCCACGUCAGGCAAAAGGACGCGUUCCUCGUGUUCCGCUCCCUGUGCAAGCUGUCCAUGAAACCCCUCCCCGAGGGGCAGCCGGACCCCAAGUCUCACGAGUUACGUUCCAAGGUGCUCUCCCUCCAGCUGUUGCUGUCCAUACUGCAGAAUGCUGGCCCAGUGUUUCGAACAAACGACAUGUUCAUCAACGCGAUCAAACAGUACCUCUGUGUCGCCCUGUCCAAGAACGGGGUCUCCUCCGUGCCCGAAGUGUUUGAGAUCUCGGUGACCAUCUUUCUGGCGCUGCUGCAGAACUUCAAGACGCAUCUUAAGAUGCAGAUCGAAGUGUUCUUCAAGGAAAUCUUCCUGAACAUCCUCGAGACACCGAGUUCGUCUUUCGGUCACAAGUGGAAAGUGAUACAGGUGCUCACUCGCAUAUGUGCCGAUGCCCAAAGCGUGGUGGACAUCUACGUCAACUACGACUGCGACUUGAACGCAGCCAACAUCUUUGAACGUUUGGUGAACGACCUCUCAAAGAUAGCGCAGGGGCGUCAAGCUCUGGAACUGGGUGCAACCACGAAUCAAGAGAAAUCCAUGCGUAUCAAAGGGCUAGAGUGCUUGGUCUCCAUCCUCAAGUGCAUGCUGGAGUGGAGCAAAGACCUUUACGCCAAUCCACCUGCAGGACCCGAACACACCGAGCCGUCCAUUCAGACGUUCUGCAAGGAUGAAGAUCGCAGCCUCGUCAGCCAUGGUGGUUCGUCGAACUCGCUCAAUUCAGUGAGCAGCUCCAACAUUCCCGAGCAAUUGGAAGUGCUCAAGCAGCAGAAGGAGAUAAUGGAACAGGGCAUUGACCUGUUCAACCGGAAACCAAAGCGGGGCCUCCAGUUCCUCCAGGAACACAGCCUAGUCGGCCCACAGCCCUGGGAUAUCGCAGAGUUCUUCCACACUGACGACCGCCUAGACAAGACUCAAGUUGGAGACUUUCUUGGAGAAAAUGACAAGUUGCACAAGGAAGUAAUGUGUGCCUAUGUGGACCAGAUGAACUUUGCAGAGAAAGACUUCGUGUCUGCACUGAGGAGCUUUUUAGAAGGUUUCCGUCUUCCAGGUGAAGCCCAAAAGAUCGACAGGCUCAUGGAAAAAUUUGCAUCUCGUUAUUGUGAGACCAACCCAAACAACGGCCUGUUUGCAAGUGCAGAUACAGCGUAUGUACUGGCCUAUUCGAUUAUAAUGUUGACAACCGACCUGCAUAGUCCACAAGUGAAGACGAAGAUGACGAAAGAGCAGUACAUCCGCAUGAACCGUGGCAUCAAUGACAGCAAGGACCUUCCAGAGCAGUACCUGUCGCAGAUCUACGACCAGAUUGCUGGCAACGAAAUCAAAAUGAAGUCAACCUCAAACAAAAUGACUGGGAAACAGAAUGUUUCGAGUGAGAAGAAACGGCGCCUCCUGUACAACAUGGAGAUGGAGCAGAUGGCACGGACAGCCAAGGCACUCAUGGAAAGCGUCAGCCAUGUGCAGGCAUCGUUCACGUGUGCAAAGCAUCUCGAACACGUACGCCCCAUGUUCAAGUUGGCCUGGACACCCUUUCUAGCUGCCUUCAGUGUUGGUCUUCAGGACUGCGAUGAUCCCGAGAUAGCUGCUCUUUGCCUAGAUGGAAUACGCUGCGCAAUUCGCAUUGCUUGCAUCUUUCACAUGACUCUUGAACGCAAUGCAUACGUGCAAGCGCUGGCGAGGUUCACCCUCCUGACUGCGAAUUCACCAAUCACGGAAAUGAAGACCAAGAACAUUGACACCAUAAAGACACUAAUAACAGUGGCCCACCUGGAUGGAAACUAUCUUGGCAAAUCAUGGUUGGAGAUAUUGCGAUGUAUAUCGCAACUGGAGCUGGCACAGCUCAUCGGAACUGGGGUGAAACCCCGUUACCUCAACUCCGGCAGCGGGGCAGUGGGAGCUCCACCGGAGGGUAGCGUGCUCGACCCAAUCGAAUUGACUCGUAGUGGGCUACCCAUGGACCAAAAACGCAUGGCUCUGCUCCAAGAGUCGAUGGGGGAGACCAGCUCGCAAAGCGUUGUGGUCGCGGUGGAUCGUAUCUUCACCGGGUCCACCCGUCUCGACGGAAACGCAAUCGUCGACUUUGUGCGUGCUCUCUGCCAGGUAUCUCUGGAAGAGCUGGCCAACCCGUCGCACCCACGCAUGUUCAGCCUACAGAAGAUAGUGGAGAUCUCCUACUACAACAUGGGCCGUAUCCGUCUGCAAUGGUCCCGCAUCUGGGAGGUGCUGGGCGAACACUUCAACCGCGUCGGGUGCUCUCCGUCGGAAGACGUGUCUUUCUUCGCGCUCGAUUCUCUGCGGCAGCUUUCCAUGAAGUUCAUCGAAAAGGGAGAAUUCACAAACUUCCGCUUCCAGAAAGAUUUCCUCCGUCCCUUCGAACACAUCAUGAAACGUAACCGGUCGCCCACGAUCCGAGACAUGGUGGUGCGAUGUGUCGCGCAGAUGGUGAACUCGCAGGCUGCCAACAUCAAGUCCGGUUGGAAGAACAUAUUUAGUGUCUUCCACCUGGCCGCCUCAGAUCGAGACGAGAGCAUCGUGGAACUUGCGUUCCAGACAACGGGGCGAAUUGUGACGCAGACGUACAGUUGCCACUUUUUGGCACUAGUUGAUUCCUUCCAGGAUGCAGUAAAAUGCCUGUCUGAGUUUGCAUGCAACGCCUGCUUUCCGGACACGUCGAUGGAAUCCAUCCGUCUCAUCCGGCACUGUGCAAAGUACGUGGCGGAGCAACCGCAAGCAUUCCGCGACCACAACAUGGAGGACCAGACCGUCCCGGAAGAGGACCGUGUCUGGGUUCGAGGCUGGUUUCCGAUCCUGUUCGAACUGUCCUGCAUCGUGAACAGGUGUAAGCUAGACAUCCGCACAAGGGCAUUAACCGUCAUGUUUGAAGUGGUCAAAACGUAUGGAGCCUGUUUCUCUCCGCACUGGUGGCAAGACCUGUUCCAGAUCAUCUUCCGUAUCUUCGACAACAUGAAACUUCCGGAGCGCCACAAUGAGAAGGCAGAAUGGAUGACAACAACGUGCAAUCAUGCGCUCUACGCCAUCGUAGACGUUUUCACCCAGUACUAUGACGUGCUGGGGAAUCUACUUUUGGACGAGCUUUUUGUUCAGCUGCACUGGUGUGUCCAACAAGACAACAAGCAGUUGGCACGUUCCGGCACUAACUGCCUCGAGAACUUAGUCAUAUCAAACGGAACAAAGUUCAGCACGGAAACGUGGGACAAGACGUGCCAGUGUAUGCUGGACAUCUUCAAGACAACGCUACCCAACAUGUUGCUGACGUGGUCUCCAAGCAAGGAUGGUGUCUCUCAGGAUGGCAAUGCCACCGAAGAUCCUGAAGCUCGAGCAAGUACGUCCUCAGACACCCGUCACAAACAAGCGUGUGUUUCUCAUGUAACAUCCCUUCCAGAGGAGGAGGUGCUGUUCAACUCUCUAAAGAUCCGCUGCGUGGUGCAGCUGGAACUGAUUCAAACCAUCGACAACAUCAUCUUUUUUCCUGCCACAAGUCGCAAAGAGGAUGCUGAAAACCUGGCUGCUGCUCAAGCCGAAAUGGAGCCUCGUUGGACGAAUCAACAACCAUUAUCACUAGAUCAGCAGCAACAGGAAGAGCAAGGCAUGUACGGCUACCUGACAUCUGCACAGCUCCUGCAACUUGUAGACUGCCUCAUGGAAUCUCACCGUUUUGCCAAGGCAUUUAAUGCCAACAGCGAACAGCGGAAUCUGCUCUGGAAAGCCGGCUUUCGCGGGAAUGUCAAGCCGAACCUCCUCACACAGGAAGCACAAAGCCUCGCGUGUGUCCUGCGUGUCCUGUUCCGGAUGUACGGGGACGACGGCAGGCAGGAUGCCUGGCACACGGUGCAGGACCGUCUCAUUGGAGUUUGCCGUGAAGCACUCCAUUAUCACCUGACACUGGCCACAGAAAGCCAUCGUGACGCAUGGGACAGCCUCCUCCUCCUCUUUCUCACAAGGGUCCUACGACUUGACGAUGACCGGUUUCGUGCCCAUGCAUCUGUCUACUACCCUCACCUCUGUGAACUGACCUGCAUGGAAGUGAAACCUGCCAUCCGAGCUGUUCUGCGCCGUUUUUUCUUGCGCGUCGGUUCUGCCUUCAACAUCUCGCACCACUAGUCGGUAGCUCACAUAGCUCACAGCACUCAUAAACGGUGCACGUCCAGGGUUGUACGACAUAAUUUCUGUUUUUCUGCCUCGUUUUUGAUUUUCUUUUUGGCGCUAUUUGCACACACAGGUGCUCUUGGAUCGGAUUUGGAUUGAACCUGAACACUGGACAAUCCACUCCGAAGUCAGUGUUGUGAACAAUAAUCAAAAGUGAAGGCUGCAAGGAGUACACCUCACGCAAGCGUACUAACAGUAAACGGAGCAAUUGAUUGCAUAGUGUGGGUAGAACAAAAUGUAUUUUGAUUCAGUGCAAACAUCAACGAACGUAUACUACACUUAAGAACGUAUCCAACACUUUGUGACGCAGAAAAAAAAAAAAAAUCACCAGUUCAUUAAGACAUCUCUUAUCUCCAGGACCUCGUCCACUGUGAUUACCGAUUACUUCCAGUCAAGAUAGAUACACUUUUUUUGUUCACUUGCACAAGUACUCAAGCAUAUUGAAGAAUGAACUUUUUUGUUUUCUCUUGUACUUCCCUAUGGUAGUAGAAAUGGUGCUACCAUUUCUAUGCAAACUCGACGCUUGUCAGACAUGUAGUCCGAACAUCUGCGCACCACUUAGCAUCGAAACACCCCAGAAAGAGAGGAUAUAUUUCCUUUAGAGCAGUAACACUUGCACAGUGUCGUCAAAGUUUAAUUUAUUCUCAAGCAGUACAUUCCAGCUAUACAGGAGGCUCGGUUGCUUUGAGAACGUGUAUAAAAGAGAUGAUAGUGAGCGGUGAAAUUAUUCUUGAGGGUUUGCCAUAAGUGUAAAUUAAGAGUGUACAAUAUGUUGCAUUAAAGAAUGCAAGUACUUAACUA